Messenger RNA from Lathyrus sativus (Indian pea), 798 nucleotides. The record is from the annotation of a GenBank genome assembly. NCBI's taxonomy places the organism in Eukaryota, Viridiplantae, Streptophyta, Magnoliopsida, Fabales, Fabaceae.
AUGUCAUCGCCUUCCUCAACACUCUUCAUCGCUCUCCAAUGCUUCCAAUGCUCCACCAUGCAGGUAAAACAAAAGAAGAAAUGCAGCAACAAGUGGAGUUGCGCGGUAUGCAACGAGAAACAAUCGGUUCGCAAAGUCUUCGCACAGGGAUACAAAGCGAAGGAUGUCCGCACGUUUGUUCAAACCUUCAACAUGUCUCGGAAAUCACUCGAAGAUGACCAGCAACGGCUCCUUGCCGGAACCCUAACUCCCACGCCGGAACAUUCCGACGGCGAAUCUGAAUUUCCAGACGAGCUGAAUAGUAACAAGAAGUGUACCGAUUGGACUGUGUAUCUGGAACAUGACGAUCAUCAUGCCGAACAAGAGCAACACGAAGAUGAUUUUGAGCCAUUGGUAGUGACUGAGUUGCCGAAGGACAUGUUCAAGAAGCGCAAAUUGGUUGAUAAUUCAACUUCAAGAAAAGGCAGGCGUUUUGAAAGUCCACUGUUCCGAAACUCUCAAGAUGCAGGAGAGCCAGUAAAAGAUCAGCAAAGAAUCACAUCAUUGACUGAAAGUAAUUCAGAGAGAAACAAUACAGUGACAACAGCUAAUCAGAGGAAUCAGAAAUGCAAACAAACAAUCAACAGUUCGUCUUCCAAAUGGAAUGACUACUUAACUGAGGACAAUGACAAGUUAGAAUUUGGAUGCAAGAGAGGCUUUAACUUCAAGGAUACUUCAGGUUCAUCGAACAACGAUAUCUUAGAGGCUAUAACAUGUGAGCAAAGAGUAGAAGAUGAUAUCCACCCUGAUUUUAUGUGA